This is a messenger RNA of Oikopleura dioica, 1338 nucleotides long. The record is from the annotation of a GenBank genome assembly. Lineage: Eukaryota; Metazoa; Chordata; Appendicularia; Copelata; Oikopleuridae.
AUGAAUCGAGAUCUGCAAAAUCUCUGCAGCGGAGAAAGCGGCCUUCAACGACUGAAGAUCAGCACCGGUUACUCCAAGUCUCUCCACGGCUCCCAGACCUCUCUGGCUUCGAAUUCGUCGGCUUUAACGACGAAGAGCCAGAAAAUCGGGAAUGGCAUCACCAAGUACUUCAAAAGAAAAGGACUUUCCCUCCUUGGAAGCAAUAAUUCCAAUGUUCCAAAAGCAGAUCUGAAAAAGAUUUCAAAAACUCCAGCUCGUCGUACUAUCACUCGCCGCCAGCACUCUCACAAGGCGAUUGAAGAAAACAAAGAGGUUCCAAAACCAGAUGAUGAGAAGAACCUCAAGUUCCCUCUGAAUGAACCAGCAGAGGAUCCCUUCGGUGCGAUAAGCUGCCCUAUUGAGCCAUGGAGGCAGGAAAUUUGGGAAAGACUUCCAGCUGAGAAGAAACUUCUUUCUUUUCCGUGUUACGAGCCGUAUUCCUUCACUGCGUUCGAAUACGUCCGGGCGCGAGAACUCAAGCCCACACAUCGAGUUGUUGGAAAUUAUCUUCAGAAUCAUCCUGUCUUGACUCCUAGGCAUCGAUACAUCCUCGUCAACUGGAUAAUGGAAGUUCAGGAAAACGAUGAGUUCUACUUUCGCAACGAGCAGUUGUUCGCCGCCGUCCGCUACAUCGAUGUCUAUCUAAGCCGAACUCAAAACUUGCCAUUGGAUAGGUUUCAGCUAUUAGCGAUUACUGCCAUGUUCGUCGCCUGUAAAGUUGGUAUGCAAUAUUACGCGGAGAUCGCGUCCUGGGCGAUUCUUGGCGAUCCUGACAAGCCCUACAAAACUAGUGACAUCCGACAAUUCGAGGUCGAACUUCUCCAAGUGAUCGAUUGGGAUGCAGAAAUUUCGACUGCCUAUUUCUCCCAGAAACGACUGUCCAUGCUAGCUGGAUUGAAAGACUCUCAGUGUCAUAUGGUGAGAUAUCUUCUGGAGCUAUCUCUUCUUGCUGCCGACAUGGUGACGAUUCGCCCGUCAAUCAUCACUUCCGCUGCCGUUUUAGUCGCGAAAACCUACUACGGCCAUCCCUUAGAAUGGAACGAUUACAUGGUCUAUCACAGGAUAGUGGCUCCUCAUCAAUACCUUGAACGCCGCCUUGCUCAUUACGCUUAUAAGUUUGAAGAACUGGCGCCUGUUUGCAAGAGCCUCAUUUUCCUGAUGAAGAACGCAUACAACAUCGGAAAGGAAAAUUUGGCUGGUUCAAAGGACUAUCUUUGGGCCAAGUACUCGAGCAGCGAUGGCGGCAUGGUGGCGAUUUUGGACCAAGAGCUUCUUCAAAACUUGAGAAAUUUGGAGUAA